Molecule: messenger RNA, 2315 nt
Organism: Sorex fumeus (smoky shrew)
Lineage: Eukaryota; Metazoa; Chordata; Mammalia; Eulipotyphla; Soricidae
Gene: SV2C
Product: synaptic vesicle glycoprotein 2C
Exons: 12
Coding region: 27-2210 (727 amino acids)
Biological process (GO): transmembrane transport; chemical synaptic transmission
Cellular component (GO): membrane
Molecular function (GO): transmembrane transporter activity
Source: RefSeq, a predicted model, not a curated record
UCUUGUCAGUCAUCUGCAGAGGGAAGAUGGAAGACUCUUACAAGGACAGGACUUCCCUGAUGAAGGGUGCCAAGGACAUUGCCCGAGAGGUGAAGAAACAAACAGUCAAGAAGGUGAACAAAGCCGUGGACCGGGCCCAGGAUGAAUAUACUCAGAGGUCCUAUAGCCGGUUCCAAGACGAAGAAGAUGAUGAUGACUAUUACCCUCCUGGAGAAACCUACGACGGGGAGGCUCACGACGAAGAAGGCUCCAGCGAAGCCACCGAGGGUCACGAUGAGGAUGAUGAGAUCUAUGAGGGCGAGUACCAGGGUAUCCCCAGUAUGAACCAGGGCAAAGAUGGCACUGUGAUGGUGGAGCAGCCCAAGAAUGAGAAGUUCAAGGACCGCCGGGACCUGGAGUCGGAGAGGAGAGCUGAUGAGGAGGAGCUCGCCCAGCAGUAUGAGCUCAUCAUCCAGGAGUGUGGCCACGGUCGCUUCCAGUGGGCCCUUUUCUUCGUCCUGGGCAUGGCGCUCAUGGCAGAUGGCGUAGAGGUGUUUGUCGUGGGCUUCGUGUUGCCCAGCGCUGAGACAGACCUGUGCAUACCCAAUUCUGGCUCUGGAUGGCUUGGAAGCAUAGUGUACCUCGGGAUGAUGGUGGGGGCGUUCUUCUGGGGCGGCCUGGCGGACAAAGUGGGAAGGAAACAGUCUCUUCUGAUUUGCAUGUCUGUCAACGGAUUCUUUGCCUUCCUUUCUUCAUUUGUCCAAGGCUAUGGCUUCUUUCUCUUCUGUCGCUUACUUUCCGGAUUCGGGAUUGGAGGAGCCAUUCCCACCGUGUUCUCCUACUUUGCCGAAGUGCUGGCCCGAGAGAAGCGGGGUGAGCAUCUCAGCUGGCUCUGCAUGUUCUGGAUGAUCGGCGGUAUCUACGCCUCUGCCAUGGCCUGGGCCAUCAUCCCGCACUAUGGGUGGAGCUUCAGCAUGGGCUCAGCUUACCAGUUCCACAGUUGGCGUGUGUUCGUGAUCGUCUGCGCACUCCCCUGUGUCUCCUCCGUGGUGGCCCUCACGUUCAUGCCCGAAAGCCCACGCUUCUUGUUGGAGGUUGGAAAACACGAUGAGGCUUGGAUGAUUCUGAAAUUAAUUCAUGAUACAAACAUGAGAGCACGGGGUCAGCCUGAGAAGGUCUUCACUGUAAACAGAAUUAAAACCCCUAAACAGAUAGAUGAACUGAUUGAAAUUGAGAGUGACACUGGAACUUGGUAUAGGAGGUGUUUUGUUCGGAUCCGCACGGAACUGUAUGGAAUUUGGCUGACUUUUAUGAGAUGUUUUAACUACCCUGUCAGGGAAAAUACAAUCAAGCUCACAAUUGUUUGGUUCACUCUGUCCUUUGGGUACUAUGGACUGUCUGUAUGGUUCCCUGAUGUCAUUAAACAUCUGCAGUCGGAUGAAUAUGCAUCAUUAAUUAGAAAGGUGCAGAGAGAGAAAUAUGCAAAUUUCAGUAUUAAUUUUACAAUGGAAAAUCAGAUUCAUACUGGAGUGGAAUACGACAAUGGCAGAUUCCUUGGGGUCAAGUUCAAAUCCGUCACUUUCAAGGACUCAGUGUUUAAGGCCUGCACCUUUGAAGAUGUGACUUCACUCAAUACCUACUUCAGAAACUGCACUUUUAUUGACACUGUGUUUGACAACACAGAUUUUGAGCCAUAUAAAUUCAUUGACAGUGAGUUUCAAAACUGCUCGUUUUUUCACAACAAAACGGGAUGCCAGAUCACUUUCGAUGAUGACUACAGUGCCUACUGGAUCUAUUUUGUCAACUUCCUGGGGACAUUGGCAGUGUUGCCAGGGAACAUCGUCUCGGCUCUCCUGAUGGACAGAAUUGGGCGUUUGACCAUGCUAGGGGGCUCUAUGGUGCUCUCAGGGAUCAGCUGUUUCUUCCUUUGGUUCGGCACCAGCGAGUCCAUGAUGAUCGGCAUGCUGUGUCUAUACAACGGAUUGACUAUCUCGGCCUGGAACUCUCUUGAUGUGGUCACUGUGGAAUUGUACCCCACUGACCGGAGAGCGACAGGCUUUGGGUUCUUGAAUGCCCUCUGCAAAGCGGCAGCCGUCCUGGGAAACUUAAUUUUCGGCUCCCUGGUGGGCAUCACCAAAGCCAUCCCCAUCCUGCUGGCCUCCACCGUGCUCGUGUGUGGGGGGCUGGUGGGGCUGCGCCUGCCCGACACACGGACCCAGGUCCUGAUGUGAUGCGGUCCAGCCCUGGCCCAUGUCAGCUCCCCUGGCGGACAGACUCGAGGCUUCCGGUUUCCCAGAUGACCCAGGUGGCUCCAUACCAGAACACUCCUACUCCCG